GGAACGAGGGGGCAGUGGGUGAUCCCACAGGUGAACAGGCCAGUUUAAGACGGGGGCUUCUACUUCUCAUUGGUGACCAUUCACUUCUGGUAGAGCCAGAUAAUGGAAUCUUGAGAGGUCUUCUGGUUGUAUCACAACAGAGGAGGAUAGAUCUGACCAUGACCUCCAUGUCCUCCAGGUGGUGGCUCCAUGUUUUGUGCCUAGUUAUCCUUCAGCAUGUGUGGGUAACUGCGCAAGAGCUGUCCCCGACCAAUGAGACAUACUUUGGUAACAUUACUGCAUGGCCAGAUGGUGACAAAACAACUGGAACCCCCAGCCCUACAGUACAGAUGUACCCAAGUCAUAAUACCACAAGACCAGACCAGGUCUAUAUCACCAGUGAAGAAACAUCUGGGACCCCCAAUAGCACUCUAGAGACAUACAGGAGCAAUGUUACUACAGAACCAGACCAGGUCUACACCAAUAGCAAAGAAACAUCUGGGACACCCAAUAGCACUCUAGAGACAUACAGGAGCAAUGUUACUACAGAACCAGACCAGGUCUACACCAAUAGCAAAGAAACAUCUGGGACACCCAAUAGCACUCUAGAGACAUACAGGAGCAAUGUUACUACAGAACCAGAUCUUCACUAUAUCACCAGUGAAGAAUCUCUCAGUACUGCUCUAGAGACAUUCUCAAGUAAUGCUGCUACAGGACCAGACCUCUAUAUUUUUGAGGAUACAUCUAGAACACCCAACACUACAAUAUACACAAAUAAUGUUAAUACAGGUCCAACCAUGAUCAGAGAAGAGACAUCUGGAAUACCCAACACUACUCUAGAGUCAUACUCAAGUACUUCAGGACCACCCUUGACUUUAAUCAGUGAGGAGACAUCUGGAACCUCCAACAUUACUGUAAAGCCAUACCUAAAUAACGCUACUACAGGAACACCUCUGAUCAGUGAAGAGACAUCUGGAACAGCCAACAGUACUUUAGCCUCCUACUCAAGUACUACAGGACCACACUUGACCUUCCUCAGUGAGGAGACAUCUGGAAUCUCCAACACUACUGUAGAGACAUACCUAAAUAAUGCUACUACAGGACCAACCUUGCUCAGUAAGGAGACAUCCGGAAUGCACAACACUCCUGUAGACUCAUACUUAAGUAAUGUUACUUUAGGAUCACACUCGACUUUCAUAAACGAUGAAACAUUUGGACCCCCUUACACUACUCAAGACUCAUACUUAAAUAAUGUUACUUCAGGACCAAACCUGAGCUACAUUAGUGAUGACACAUCUAGAACCCCUACUUCUGGAUCAGACUUGACUUAUAUCAGGGAGGACACUGCCGGGACCCUCAACACUACUGCAGAAACAUACCUAUAUAAUGUUACCACAGGUUACAUUAGUGAGAACACAUCUGGAACCCCCAACAGUACUCUAGACUCAUACUCAGGUAAUGCUACUUCAGGAUCACAUCUGGCCUACAUGACAGAGGAGACGGUCGGAACCCGCAACACUUCUUUGGAGACAUUCCAGAAUAAUGUUUCUAUAGGCACAGAUCCGGCCUACAUCAGCGAGGAGUCCACUGCAACCCCUAACACAACAUCCUAUACUUCAGGCGUUACUAAACCACCAGAUGUGGUCUACACAACUAGUGAGGAACCCGCACCUGAGGCCCCCCACACGACUCUACAGACCGGAGGAGCUCCGUACAUCAGUGCAGUGUACUGUGUGCAGGAUGAAGACUGCCCCCCAUUCACCAUGUGCACAGGGCCGGGGGGUCUCCGUGUGUGUCAGUGUCACCUGGGAUCUUAUUUCCAUCAUUACUUGGGGUGUAUCACAGCCAGAACAUUCCUGGCCAGGAUUCCUUCCUCCGUUUUGUACUGGGAUUCAAUAUCAGUGAACACGACUGGACGUAGCAGUAAUGAGGAUGAUAUCAGACAUAUGGAGGCCGCUCAGUACCAUUCUGACAUCUUUAGAGUGCAGGUCUUGUUUCAGAAUGUUUUUGGUCACAUUCCGGGUUAUCUAUCUACGUCGGUCACUGAUGUCGAGUUGGAUGAAGGUCACGUGACAAUCGCCCAUUCAUUCUCCACCCUGUAUCCAGUCUCUGAGGAGGACGUGUGGCGUGCGCUGACCGUCUCCCCUCUGCUCUGCGCGGAACCUCAUCCCGACUGUGUGUCUCCGCUGACCAGUGACAACUAUAAGGGUCUCAGCCUAUGUGACUUUGACAUGUGUGACUCCUCCUCCAGUGCCUGCCUCAUCCACGGGGGGCUUGUGACCUGUGAGUGCCGUCCAGGAUUUUAUAAGUUCAGCCCCAUGGACCGCUCAUGUAGAGAAUGUGGAAGCGGAUUCCAGUGGACAGAGAACGGGUGUAAGAGGUGCCCAAUAGGAUUUGGUGGUUUCAACUGUGAGGAAUCAUACCUAUUGGUGGUGAUUGUGGAGUCCUGUGUGGGCUGCGUCCUCUUGGUCUCACUGAUCACUCUGCUCGUCUUUUACUUCAGGAGAAAGGUGCCUAAGAAUCCUACGUUCAUAGACAGCAUUGUCCUAGGGGUCCCCACUGAUCAACCAUCCCUCCGGCUGCCAAGGGCUCAGUUUUCAUGGAGAAGAGAGUGGGAAUGGAACGAACCACCAGGAAAAGUCCUGACAGACAUCCACCAAGAGGCAGCUAGUCAGGACGGACCAGCCAUUCAUAUGAAAACUUUUGGAGUUCCGGCAAGGUUUUCCUCACCAAACAUCGAUCAUGGCCGCCAUAAUCUAUCUUUUAUCAAUGAUUAACCAGAAGAGCUCCUAUAAAGAUACAGAGUCUUAUAAUAUAUGUGGCGCCAGUUAUAUCUGUGAUAUGUGUGAUACCUGGUCAGAAGGCACCAGGAGAGAUCAUGGAGGGGUUGACCAAACGUGAUCAAUGUAUAAUGAAAACUUUUGCAACUUUCUAAUAUACUUUGUGUUUCAAUGUUUAA
This is a messenger RNA of Bufo gargarizans (Asiatic toad), 2938 nucleotides long. Its product is annotated as protein HEG-like. The record is from RefSeq and is a predicted model, not a curated record. The coding region runs from base 159 to 2756 and encodes 865 amino acids. NCBI's taxonomy places the organism in Eukaryota, Metazoa, Chordata, Amphibia, Anura, Bufonidae. The transcript is spliced from 13 exons.